This is a messenger RNA of Plasmodium berghei ANKA, 15459 nucleotides long. RefSeq names its product conserved Plasmodium protein, unknown function. NCBI's taxonomy places the organism in Eukaryota, Apicomplexa, Aconoidasida, Haemosporida, Plasmodiidae. Gene Ontology annotation, cellular component: anaphase-promoting complex. Gene Ontology annotation, biological process: anaphase-promoting complex-dependent catabolic process; metaphase/anaphase transition of mitotic cell cycle; protein K11-linked ubiquitination. The transcript has a single exon. Gene Ontology annotation, molecular function: molecular adaptor activity. The record is from RefSeq and is a predicted model, not a curated record. Bases 1 to 15459 code for a protein of 5152 amino acids.
AUGGUCUAUGCAAUUGUUCUUAAAAAUGAAAACAUACAUAAUAUUGCACACAAAAAUGGUGAGAACGAAAACGAUAGUAACGUCGCAAAUAUCGAUAAAACAAUUGGUAAACAAGCAAAUAAGCUAACCGUUUUAAACACAAAGAUAAAUACAACGGAUAAAAAAGGGGAUAGUAAUACAAAGAAUGCGAAAAAAAACAAUUACUCAAUAUUAGAUUAUUUCGAUUUGAAGAGUCAAAAAAAACAAACAGUUGAUAAUGAUAAAAAAUUUAAUUUAUUCAAUAAUUUGGAUGAUGAUAAAAAUAAUUACCUAAAGAAAAAUUUUAAGGAUAAUUUCUUUAAUCCACAAAUCAAAGAAAGUAGUAAUUCGAAACACAGUGAUAUUUUAUUACAAUAUAUUGCAUAUAUAUAUGAAAAGAAAAAACGAGACCCCCAAAAUAUUAAGGAACAUAUAUUAAAAUUAUUGAUAUUAUUAAAAAAGAGAGACAUAUAUUUAAAAAAAUAUUGUAAAAAAGUGUAUCUUUCUGAAUUAAUAAAAAAAAAUAAUAAAAUAAAAAAUGGAAAGAAAAGUAAUAAUGCAUGUAAUGUACUAGAAGAUAUUAAUGAAAAAUUAUAUAUAAAUAAUAUAUAUAAUAAAAAAAUUAAAAAUGUGAAAUUUUAUUCAAAUAUAAUAAAUAAUACAAUAUAUGAAUAUAAAAUAACAUAUUGCAAAGAAAACGAGUUAAUCAGUUUUCAUUAUUAUGAUGGUUAUAAAAAAUCUUAUAAAAUUUCUAAUAAUACAUUUUUUUAUUUAACACCUAACGAUAAAAGCAUUUUUUAUGAUUGUUCUGAUAGUAAUAAUAGACAAAAUGAAGACAACACUUGUUUACCUUAUAGUCCUCCACAUAUUUACACAUUUCAAAAGAAUUUUGACAACAAAUUUAGGAUAGAAAUAAUUGAUACCCAAAAUAAAAGAAGCAAUAUAGAAUUUUUUAUUGAGCAUAAGCCCAUUCGUGUGUUUUGCAAUAAAGAUUAUUUAUUUUUUGUAAAUGUUAUAAACAACUUAAAAAAUAUAAAAUACUUUUCAUACUCAGUAGUCUAUACUAACGAAAACGCUAAUGAUGAUAAUAAUACAAAUAACAGCUGCAGUAGUAGCAAUGAUGAUUAUGAUGCUAAAACCAAUUUUCAAAAUAAUGUCAAUCGAAACUAUGGAAAAAAAAUAAGAAUUGUUUACACAUCACCAAUCCACCCAAUCUAUUCAAAUGUUAUUGUUAAUAAAAACAGUUAUAAAUUUUUUAAAAAAUGCAAAUAUUUUUAUGAAAAAGAAAAAAUUUUUAUGUGGACAGAUGAAUUAAUUAACUUUUCACCUGAACAAGACAGGUUAAAUAUAAUUCCAAAUAUGAACAUUAUACACAUUAAUUCAAAUACAAACUUAUGUAUUGCAUUUGAAGAAAUUACUGAGGCAUACUUUUUUUUUCAUAUUUUAUAUGAUAUAAAAAAAUAUAAUGAUAAAUAUUUAUAUAAUUAUUUUAAAAAGGAAAAAUUAAAUAAAUUUCUUAUUUUUCAACAUUUUUUAAGUAUAAAAAAAAAUAAAUUUUUUUGUCAAGGUCAAAAAUUAAAAAAUAUUAAUUUUAACACAGAGAUAUAUAAGCCACAAUUUGUUUUUAUCCCAGGAGGUAAUAAAAGUAUCCACAGUAAAAUUAAAUUGUGUUUGUAUGAUAAUAUUAAUAAUUUAUUGUUUCUUAUACCUAUAUAUCAUAAAUAUGCCAAGGAUAAAAUUAAAAUUAUAAAAAAUGUAUUAAAUUUUAGCACAAUAAAUAUGUCCCAAGAAUUUUCAACAUUUAAAUAUUAUCCAUAUAAUAUAUGUGCAUAUAUAAAUAACCAAAUUAAUACUACUAAUUUAAAAUGUCGAAAUAUUCCUAUGACUCUGGAAGAAAAUAUUAUUAAUGUCUCGACUUCUUCGAAAAGGCAUUCCUAUUUAAGAAACUUAUUAAAUACCAAAAUGAACAUGUUCAAAAAUAAAGAAAAUAUUAAAUAUGAAUAUAAUAGUUUUAUAAAAAAAAAUCAAUUAAAUAACCCUUACAUUCUUGAUAUAAACAAAUUAAACCAUUUCAUUAUUAUUCUAAAUACAAAUGGAAUUUUAUAUUUGCUUUCUGACGAUGUAUAUAUAUCUACUAUCCAUUUAUAUAAAGACUUAUCUAAUAAUUAUGCUACUUCCAACAUAAAUAAUAAUAGAGAUAUUCAAUCUUGUGAAGAUCCUAAUUUUCCUGACGAACAAGUAUAUAACUUACACAACUCAAACCUUUGCAAUAUAACAUUAGACACUGUAAAUUUUUCACAAAAUAAUAAAAUAUGUCUUAAUUCAUAUAGAGUCCAUAUUGAUAUAUUACCAAAAAAUCAAACAUUAAAAAUACUUUUAACUUUUUUUUAUUAUUACAUAUGCAAAAAAAUAAGUCUUGAAUUUUUUAUCAUAUGUCUUCAUGAAUGUAAAAAAAUGGAAAACGACACAAAUAUUUUUCGCUUUAUAAAUAUUGAUAUAUAUUUUUUUGAUGAUGAUAAAAAUUUAGAUAAUAUGGAUGAAUUUUCUCAUUAUAAAAAUAUUGUAGAAGAAGAUGAAAAUAUAAAAAUAGACGAAGAAAUAAAUAAUAUAAAAAAUAAAGAAAAAGAAUGUUCCUGGAAUAGCGAUAAAGAAAAUGACUUCUCAGAAUUAAGCAAAUGCAAAUUGAAUGAAAUUAACAGUAAUGACAAACAUGCGAAUUCCGUUGAUGUUAUUAAUGAUAAACUUAAUGAUUCAUCACAUACAUUAGAUCCAAAUAUGCAUAUAAAAAAUAAAAGUCUAAAUAACCAAAUCGAUAAGUUUAAAAUCUUAAAUAAUAAUUUUUUUGAUGUUGAAAAUAUGGGUCAUAUAGAGUUUUGCCGAUUUAUUUAUUUUUUUAUGUUAAUUUGUGUAAAGGAUAUUAAAACAUAUCGUAAAUUAGAAAAAUAUUUAUAUAUAAAAAAAAAAAAAUAUAUAAUAGAAACUGAAUAUAGCCAAAUUCACUUCAAUUGUUUUUCAUUUAGUUCGGAAGCAUAUACAGAUAUCGAUAAAAAGAACGACGGACAAAAUAAUAUUCACAAAAAUUGUUUCACUGAAAGUAGCUCAAAUAAUUUGGUAUUUCAAAAUUCGACUAAUAAUAAUUCUUGUAAUAAUUUCGAGAGAAUGACAAGCCGGUCUACGAGUACCGAUGAACAUGAUAACAGUUCAACUUGCGCAAGUUUCAAUGAUACACAUAAGCAAUAUACCCAAAAAAAUAAAGUUAAAACUACUUCGAAUAAUUUUGAAUCAUAUAAUUAUUAUAAUUUCAUAAAUAAUUUUAUAAAAUAUGUACACAUUAAGUAUAAACAUAUAUAUAAUAAUAAAUACUUAAUACUAACAUAUCUGCAUUUAUAUUUUGAUGAAAUAAAUUUAUCAGAAUAUAUAAAUCAAAAUAUCAAAGAUAAUAUUAUUUUAAUAAUUCUUAUUAUAGCAUAUACAUUAAAUUUAUAUAAUUUUAUGUUUCAUUAUUUCAACAAAUUCAGUGAUCUCAAAAAAAAAACAUUCAAUUCUUUUUAUAUACACAUUUGCAAAAAAUAUUACAACCAUGAAUUAAUAAAACGAUGUUAUUUUGUGGAGGAAAAAUCCAAAGGAACACCAUUUUGUGGAAUGGAAUAUAAAUGUUUGAUAAAAAAAAAAGAAAACAUUUCAAAUAAAUGGAAACUUGAUACACAACCAAAUAGUGAUCACAAUUAUCAUGAAGAAAUUUUAAAUAAUCAUAGUUCUAUUAAAAAUCUGAAUAAAGAAAAUAUAAAUACCAGUAAAGACACAAUAAAUUCAAAUGAACAUGAAGAAAAUUCAGAAUGUAAACCCCAAUACACACAAAAUAAUAGUAAUACAUUAAACAGGGAAAAUGAAUACAAAAUACAUGGCAAAUAUCAAUUUAUAAAUAAUUAUCUAAAAAAAGUAUAUCUAGAAUUAAGUGAAAUUCCUAACACCUUAAAUAUAAUAUAUAAAAUUGUUCCUAAUAAGGAAGGAGAUUAUAAAGAUAAUAUCAAAAAAUCUACAAUGGACUAUUUUUUUCUACAAAAUAUGGAAUAUCCUUCCAAGAAAUUAAAACUAAAAUAUGAAUAUUAUAUAAGAGAAAUAGAAAAAAUUUUUAACAUUAUAAUAAAGCAAAAAGGAGUUAAAAAUAGUGAAAAUGUUUAUAAAACAGGAAAUGGAAACAUAAAUAAUAUCAAAGAUUGUUUCAAAAAUUUUCAAUCAUUUAAAAAAUCAAUACUUUGUAAUGAACAAGUUAAAUUUUUAUACUAUUUUUAUCCUUUAUUUUUCCCAUUAAAAAAUUUAUUAAUUAUUUCUUAUAUGAAUUUAUUUUAUGGCCAGAGUUUUAAUCAAAGCAUAAUUAAUGAUAAUCUUUUAAGAAAUAUAAUUAAAAAUGAAUUAGACAUAUUGUACAUACCUCCUUUUAAUUUGGAUUUUAUGGACAAUAACAAAAAUUCGAUAAUAUCGACAAAAAAUUUGACUUUGAUUUCAAAAGAAUCAAAUUUUUCUUCUCAUGAUAAAUGUACACAUCAGAGGGAAACUAUUAAAAAAAAUAUAUAUAUUAAAAAUCUCAGAAAAGGAAACAAAGUUAAAAAAUAUUUUCAUUGUAAAGAAAUACCUAGUGAAAGAAAAAAAAUAUCCAUUAAAAAAAUGGCAAGUAAAGAAUUUCAAAAUAAUAAUAGUGAAAAUAAACACAAAAUAGAGGAAAAUGGUAUUAAAAACAAAGAUUCAAUGCGUUCCAUAUAUUCCGAAACACAUUCUGAAAAUAAAUAUAAUGAAGGGGAUCAAAAUCAAGAUAUAAAUUUUUAUAAAAAAAAAAUUAAUUUUUACACAUUUAAUAUAAAAUGUUUUGACUCUAUAAACAUAGUUAACAUAGAUAUUGUAAGUAUACCACUAAAAUGCAUAUAUUAUGAAAAUUUAUAUUUUUUGAAUAAAUACGUACAAAUUUUUUAUUCGCUUCUUUUUAACACGGAUUAUUUGUAUAAAACAAGAGGUACACCCGUCGAAAAAAGAAAAGUAUUAAAUAGUGAUCGAUAUAUAGACAAUAAAACAAUAUGUAUUGACUACAAAAGCGAUUCACAAUUUUUUAAAAAAGAAACAAAACAAACAACUGAAAUAGACCAUAGGAAUGGAAAUAGUCCCAAAAAUAUACAGACUCCUUUGGAAAAUAUAAAUUUAUCAUCGCCCAUGAGCAUACUUAAAUUUGCAGGGUGUUACGAAAUAUUUAAUUUUCAAAACGAACUGUUUUAUGUUAAUAUAAAAAGAGAAGACCUUUUCUUCAACAAAUGCUUUGAUUCACCAAAUAUGCAAUUAAAAACUAAUUUUUUUAAAAUUAUAGAUAUAUUAGAUAAUGGAAUUGAUAUUAAUAAUAAUAAUAUGUUUAUGCACUAUACUGAUGCUUAUAUUGAAAGAAAAAAGUUAUAUAUGAAGAAAAAAAGAAAUAGAGGAAAGAAAAAAAAGAAUAAGAAUGAUCAAAUAAGCGAACUAGAUGAUGAAGAAAAAAAAAAAAUAAACAAACAAAAAAAAACAGAAAACUCAUAUAAUAAUAACAAUAAUGAUGGUCGUGAUAAUGAACUAUGGAAUUAUAACAAAAAUCAAAAUGAAGAUGAUGAAAAAAGUAGUGUUUAUAAAAAAAAUAGAAUAAUACAAAAGAGCUAUUUGAGUGAAUAUAAAAUUUUAAAAGAUUGUUGCUUUUUUUUUGAUACAUUUAAAAUGGAUAGAAAUAUAUCUUCUUGUUAUUUUCCACAUAACAAAGAUCAUGUUUUAGUUUAUUUAAAUAAUUUUCAUAAUUAUUAUUUUUCUAAAUAUUAUAAAAAGAGAAAAGUACAUUUAUUAAAGAAUAGAGAUGGAAAAAUACAAAAUAGGCCAAUCAAUAAUUUCCUUGAAAAUGAUGGUUUAUCCAAUUCAUGGGGAGCUAAUCAAAUUAAAGAUGAUGAUAAUUAUUCCGAUACAAAAAAUGAAGAUUUAAUUGAUUUAGUAGACAUUGGAAAUAGUUCAGACAGUUUAGAAAGUGCAUAUUUACACAAACAUAAAUAUAAUAAAAAAAAUGUAAAUAAAUAUAUUAAACAAAUUAUUCAAUUAGUUGAAUUAAAUAAAUUAGAAAAAAAAAAAAUAUUAAUAGAUAUAAAAAAUGAUAAAAGUCUAGAUAAUACAUUAGGAUUAAUGCAUUUAUAUUAUACAUUAGAAAAAUUUUACAAAAUGAAAUAUAUAUGUAUGCUUAAUAUUAGUGGAAUCAAUUUUUUUAAUAUAAUAAAUUCAGUUCAUUAUAAACCUGAUAUUAAUUUUACUAUUAAAUAUAGUCUAUAUGUAUAUUUAUUUGAUUCGAAAAACCAUCAAAGUAUAUUAAGCAGUGUAUCUAUGAACCCAAAUGAAAAUUUUUCAAAUAAUAUUAUCUUAUCUAGAGGAUAUAAUAGAGAUAUAUCAGAAGAUAUUAAUAAUAAUCGAAGUAGUUAUAAUAGUAGAUAUAGUUUUAGAAACUCAUUUAAUGAAUCCAGUUAUUUAUCCAAUCGUCGUUUUUCACAGGAUCAAUUUAAUAAUUAUGUUAACUCGAUUGCUAGACGUGAUAGUAAUAUCGCAAUAAACCCCUUCAAUAAUAAUAUAGAUGCUGAUUUUCGAGGAUAUAGAACACAACGAGGAAAUCAUAAUAAUGAACACCCUCGAACUGAAAAUACUUAUAACUCUAUUUAUAUGUCAAGAAAUCCUGAUUUCCGAAAUAAUAACACGCAUAGAAAUUAUGAUGAAUAUGAUAUGAAUAAUAAUCAAAAUAGAAGAUUGUACAUAGAUACAUUUAAUGAGUCUUCAGAAGUUACUAUGCUAAAUAGAAGAAUAAGAGAAUUUAACAAUUAUUGGAAUUCGGAUAGUCCAAAUGUAGGAGAAAAUCAAACUCAAGGAAAUGAUGAUAAUUCUAGAAUAGACACAGGAAAUUCAUUUCCUAAUAAUCAAAUUAAUGAUCUUCGUGAUGAUGAAACUGAUACUUUACAUCCUAACAGACAAAAUCAAACCUUCAAUACAAUUCCAAAUGAUGUGAAUUCAAACGACGAAAAUGAAUUAAGUUAUAACCAAAAUAGAAAUUCAAUUCGUAUCUCAAACAGAAUCUCAAAUAGAGAUUCACCGAAUUUUAUGCAAAAUUUUAAUGCUAAUAAUAAUAUAAUCGAAUAUUAUAUAGAUGAAAACAUUGGAAGAAAUGAAAUACAAAGGGAAAGCAGAAAUAAUAAUAAUUUAAAUCGAAAUGAUAUGAACGAGUCAGAAUAUAACUCUCUAUAUAGCUACCCACAUCUUAGAAACAACUCAAUAAAUUUUACAAGAGACAUUGUAUCCUUUACAUUUAAUACACCUCAUAAUACACAACAUAGAUCUAACUUAGAAAGAAUAAAAUGUUCUUAUAAAAAAAGGAAUAAAAAAAGAAUUAAUAAAAUAAAAUUAAAAAUAAACAGUAUAUUAAAUUCGUUAAAUGUUCAUAUGAAAACCGAUAAAAUGGAAAAAACAUUUACUUUAAAUAAGUAUAUUAAAAAAUUAAAUACAUAUAAAACAAUUUUAAGAAAUUUUAAUACAAUUACAACAAAAAAAUUAAAAAAUAAAAUGGGAAUUUCAACGGGCUCAAGAAGUAGUUUUUUCAUAGAUAAUACUAUUACUACAUUAAACAACAAUAGUAAUAAUAAUCAUGAAAAUAUUAAUGAAAAUCAAAACUUUAGUGGCCAAAGAGAAGAUAUGGUAAAUGAUCAAACACAAAAUAAUGGCAAUAGGUUAGAGAAUAGUAGAUCUUCUUCAUCUGUUUCGUCUUAUUCAAAUAUAGAAAGUGAAAAUCAUUGCCCAAACAAUAGAAAUAAUCGUACAAAUAAUUAUAAUAUACCUUCUAGAAAUAUAAAUUUAGACGAAAAUGAUACAAACAUAAAUAAUGAACUGAAUUUUGGAAAUACAGCCUUUAACGGAAAUUAUUUAGGAAGAUAUAAAAUACAAAAUCAAACACUUUCUCCAAUUAAUAAUUCUCCAAUAUAUAAUAAUGAUAAUUCUUCAAAUGAUGAAUAUUAUUCCAGCAAUUUUUUAUACACACCUAACAAGCCAUUAAAUGAAUAUACAGAAAACGAUAAAAUCAAUGAUAUAUCUUUUUAUAAUGUUCAUAGAAGACCUAGUUUAAAUCUAUAUUAUAAUGGUAAUUCUAGAAUGCCAAAUAAUAUAUAUAGUAGAAGAAGUAGCUAUUAUAUAAAUAAUGAAAUAUAUGAGAGUUCUACAUCUAUUCAUCAAUAUGAUAGACGAAAUAGCUACCUCCUAAAUAAUGAAAUUAGGAGAGAUAGUAUAUUAGCAGAAUUAAAUAUGUAUAAUAGAGGAAAUAAUAAUGACGAUUCAUAUGAAAGUAUAAAUUAUGGAUAUCAACAUCGUUUAUCAGGAAAUAGUAUAUUAAGUAGAAGAAAUAUAUCAAUAUAUAAUGAUGAAGAUUUAAGAAGACAUCGAAAUAAUUUAAAUGAAACCAUAUCUAGUUAUACAGAUACUAUACCAGAUGAAAACGAUAACUAUAGAUAUUAUAAUAACAAUAUUAAUAAUAAUAUAUAUGGAAUUAAUAAUUUAAAAUACAAAUUAAAAAAAAAACUCGAUUAUUAUGAUUUUUCAUUUGAUAAAGAACAAUCUAUAAAAUAUAAUAAUUUUGUCAAUGGGAAAAUAAGAAAUGAAUUCAAAUUACAUUGUUCUAUUUGUCAAACUAUUUUAUAUAAAAAAUAUGAUGAAGUAGAUAAAAAGAGAAAUUUAGUUUUAUUAAAAAUAAUAAAUAAUGAAAAUUAUUUAUAUAAAUUUUUUAAUAAAAAUUAUAAAUAUUGUGGUGUGUAUUAUUUAGCUGGUUUAAUUUUUGGUUUAGGAUUAUUACAAUUUUUUCAAAAUGUUAAUGUUUCUUUAUUUUUACAAUAUAUAUUAAAAUUUAAAAAUAGAAGCUUAUAUAUUUGUUCUAUCUUGGGUUUAUCUCUUUCUUUAAUAUCAUCACGAAAUAUAGACCUCACAUUUGUUUGUAUUAAUUUUUUAUUCAAAGAAUUAUAUGGCACUCAAAAAAUUAAAUAUCAAAAUCUAUUGAUUCGUUGUUUGAAUACGAAUAUGUGUAAAAUAGAUGUCUAUGAAAAUUGUGAUGCCAAUAAAGCUACCUUUCAAAACAGAGGAAUCAAACAAAGAAAUCUCUACAAAUAUAAUGAAAUAGGCACAAAUAUUGAAGAAUUUAGAAAUAACAAUUACAAAAAUAUAUAUAUGAAUAAUUCAGAUUGUUUUAAUUUCUUAUAUGCAUAUGAUAAUGAAUUAUCUGAUCAAACAACAUCAACAGAUCAUAUUUCUACUGAUACUUCAAACAUGUCAAAAAAUUUAAAUAUAGAUAUUACAAACAAUUUAAAUGAGCAAAAUGAUUAUCAAAACCGUUUACAAAGUUUAGAACAGCAAAACUCUCGGCUUUCACAACAAAAUUAUAUUAAUAAUAAUUCUGAACAAAAUAAUACAGAUAUAAAUCAACAAAACAAUUCUAGUGUUAACAAAUGUGUCGAACCCAAUGAUCAAUAUAGGCAAGAUUCACAAAAUGGCAAAAAAUCUAAUUCCAUCCAAAAGUAUAUGAAAAACGAACUAAAUAUAUAUGAUGAUGAUGAUGAUGAUAAAGAACUAAAUGAAUUCGCUAAAAAAUAUGACAAUAUAGAUGAAAUAUAUUCUAUUCUUAAUGUUUCAAUGCAUGAAUCUGAUUUUUCUGAAAUGUCUCCAAAAAAGAAAAUUGGAGAAUCGGGGCAAGUAUACAUUGGAAAUGAUGAAAAAAAUUCAAAUAACAUAAAUAGCCAAAGUAAAAUCAUCGAUAAAAAUAUUGUUGAUUCAAAUGUACAAAAUAAUGGAAACAAUAGCAACAAUCGUCGAAUGGAACAUGAGUAUAAAUGGAAUUUACUUAAAAGAUAUGAAGAACUAGACAGAAUAAAAAAACAAAACAAAAAAAAACAAACACAUUUAGAUAAUCUUGUUUUUAGUAGUAAUAUAUUAUGUUUAGGUUAUUUACAUAUGAAUAGCAAUAAUGAAAGUUUAAUAAAAACUAUUUUUAAACUUUUACAAAAAAGAAAUUUAAAUAAAUUAAAUUUGUUAUGUAUAUUUUGGGCAAUUGGAUGUAUAAAUUUUAAAAAUGGUAAUAUAUUUAAUAAUUUAAUUAGUUCUUUAUUUUAUUUUAUAAAUGCAAAUAUACCAUUUAAUAUACAUAAAAAUAGCUUUAUAAAAAACUAUUCACUUAAAUAUUUAAACCUUGAUGGUAUAUCAUAUAACUUAAUGCAUAUGAUUAUAUCAUCAUCUAUUUCAGUCUCUUUAUGUUUUUACAAAACUAAUAAUAUUCAUGCAUUUAAUAUGAUUUUUAUGCCUAUCAAAUUUGAUCAUAUAUAUUAUUUUAAUAAUUAUGAAAUUAUGGUCAAAUCAUUUGCAAGAAAUAUGAUUAUCUUUGAUUUUGUUGAUUUAUCGCAUGCAUACAUUUUAGCAAAUAUUCCCAAAUUUUUAAGAAUACUUCCUAAUGAUUUAAAUAAAAAUAAAAAAAACCAAUUACCAUAUAUCCAUUUAAUUGAUGAAAAAGGAAAUUUUAAGGAUCCCGAUCUAGAAAAUAAAUAUCUCUUAAAAAAUGGGCACUUAAAUUUACAACACCUUUUUGUUUCCAAUCAGAUAAAUCACGCAAAAAAAUAUUUAAAUCAAGAUGGAUACUAUUUCACUUUUGAUCAAAAAAAAGGAAAUUUUAACUGUUUUAACAAUCGAAUAAAACAUGAUGACAAUAUUUCAAAUAUGUAUUAUUUUUUUCAUGGAUAUAACUAUAAUUUGUUCUCAGAUUAUACACACAAUAAUAUUGAUGUAAAAAUACAGAAUAGUGAAGAAAUUAAAAUUAAUAGAACUAGCAACGAUGUUAUCAAAAAUGAAACAAAAAAUUUUCAAAAAAAUGAUGAAAAAUUGCUAAAUAACCAUACUUUCAUUUAUAAUUGUGAAAUAUUACGAUAUUAUAUCAUCAUUGGGGUUUUGCAAGUACUUAGCUUGAAAUAUUUAUCAACACAUCAUGAUACACUCAAAAAAAUAUGCUUUGAUUAUAUUUAUUAUUUUGAAAAUAUUAAUAAAGAUAUAUAUUUAAAAAACAAAAUAAAAAAAUUAUAUAAAAAAAUUAAUUAUUUAGUACAAAAAAUUAAUCAUAAUAUUUGUAAUCAAAAAAAUCAAGACAAAAAAAAAAAAAAAAAAAAAAAACUCUCAUAUAAAUCUAAUCCCAAUACUUAUUCAAAAGGUCAACAAAAUAACCAUUUGGAAAAUGAUAAUGAAAAAUCGAUAUAUUCAGAUAAUUCAAUAUUAAAUUGCAACAGUAGCGAUAGUCAAUUUCCCACAAAAAAUAAAAAAGGAAACAAAAAUGACCAAAAUAUAGACAAAACCAUUUUUUAUUUUAAUCAGUAUAAUGAAGAAACAGAUCAAGCAAAUCACGAGGAAGAAAACCAAUCAAAUUACAAUAACAAGUUUGAAAUUGACAAUAAUUUUUAUAAUUUUAUUGCAGAUAUAAAUUUUAAUAAUUCAUUAUCAAGUAAUUAUUCAGAAUCACUCAAAAAAAGUAAAAAAAACAAAAAAUCGGGAAACAAUUCAAGCAGAGACGAAAACGAAUAUGACAAUAUGCGUUUCCAAUUAAAUAAUGGGGUUUAUCCUAAUGAUGAUAAUCCAGAAUUUGAUAAAUCUUGGUCAAAAAAUAAAAAUAAAAACAGUUACCGAAAUAUGAAAAAUAACAAAAACAAUACAUCAACUUAUUCACACAUAUAUAAAUUAAUACUAAAAUAUGUUAAGGAAAUUAAAAAAAUAAAAAAAUAUUUGGAAAAUUCUUAUGAAACAAUAAAUAUGCCCAAUACUAUAAUCAACAAAGAAACAUAUUUAAAAGAAUUUUUUAAAACUGAAGAAAUUAAAAAACAAAAAAAAAAAAUAAAUGGCGAUUAUAUUUGUACAAUAAAAGAAGACGAUGUAAAUGAUAUAAUCAAUUUAAUGUAUCAAUGCCUAUCUUUUACUUUUGUUGGAAGCUGUGAUAAAAUGUUAAAUAAAAAAAUUAAAAAAAAAAUUAAUAAUUUAAUAAAUAUUAGGGAUAAAAAUGCAUAUAAUUUAUACUAUUAUUAUUUAGGCUACAUAAAUUUAGGAUCUGGAAAAUAUAUUUUAAAAAAACAAACAAAUUUGUCAAUAUGCACAUUAACAUUAAUAUUAUUCACUUUUUUUCAUAUAUACGAUCUAUCUUCUCGUUUUAUAAUACACUUAAUUGAAUUUUUAUAUGUCUUAUUGAUGGAUAGAAGCUUUCUAAAAAUAUAUGAUAUAACAUCAAAUAAGUUUGUUAAUUUGCCUAUACAAUUGAUAUAUAAAGAAAAAGUUACUACUUAUACUCUCCAAAAAAAUCCAUUUAAAGAUAGUGAAAUAAAUAUAAUAUCUCAAAAAUCAAAACAACUCAUAUCUGAUACUUCUUCAAAUAAUGAAUACCUUUUGAAAAAAAAAUGUUAUUAUAAUUACAAUAAAAAAAUAAUAUCAUUCCCAAGCGCUAUACCUUUAUUGGAUAUAAUAAAUUUGUCGAUUAAAAAUUCUGAAUAUUACAGUUUAAGCUUUUCAUGCCAAACAAAAGAAAACAAAAAUGAAAAGGGAUUCUAUAUAAAUGAUGAGGAUAAAUCAAAUAAAUCGAAACGCCUCGAAAUUGACCAUUUAAGCAAUAUAUCGUAUAACCCUAGUUAUUUUGAAAGUUGUUCAAAAAAUAGAGAUAAAAAUAAUAACACGAUAAAAAAAAUAAUAAAAAGAGGAAUAUUAUUUGUUAAAAAAAAGGAAUGCACAAAUGAUUUUGUCGAUUAUAAUAAUAUAUCUACAUCGAGUAUGUUUGAAAAGUUUUCUACCAAUAUUGAAAAUGGUGAAACAAACGAAAUAAGUCAAAUUAAUGAAGAUUUAAAAACUGAUAACAAUAAAAAUAAUAAUAAUUGUACAAAAUCCAAAACUCUUGAAUUAUAUAAUGUUGCAGAUAGUGUACCUUCUUGUAAUUACACAACAUAUCAUCAAAAAUUUUAUCUAAAAUAUGAAAAUAAACAAAAUAUUCUUAGAAAUCAAAUUAUGAAAUAUGCAAAAAAACAAAUUUAUAUACUUAAAUUUUUAACAGAAAUAAUAAAAUAUUAUGAAAAAAUCCAAUUUAUAUAUUCUGAUGAAGCAUUAAUGCAACUUCAAUUAAAAAAUAGUUAUAUACACACAAAUGUGAAUGAAAUAUUAAUGUUAAAAUAUUAUGUAAAUGUUGAAGAUGAUCAAAAUAAAGAAUUAUAUCAUAAUAAGCAAUUGUUGGAACAAAAAUAUUCUAAACUUUUCUUACAUUUUAAUGACGAAUUUAAUAAAAUAAUUCAUAAAAUUGAUCAUAUUAAUAAUGAAGAUAAAUAUGGAAAAUAUCAAAAUUUUUUGAAAUAUAUAUAUCAAUAUAUUUAUAAUUAUUACAUUAACAGUUCAUCAAAAUUAAAAAAUAAUUCUUUGAAUGAACAAAACUAUGAUAACCAAAAAUCUAUCAAAUAUUAUGUUAAAAAGUUUAUGAAUUUAGAAAAUAUUCUCAAAAAAAAAAACGAAACAAAUGCACAAAUUACAAAUAUUUCUUAUUCUGCCACCCAAAAUACUAGCACACCUUUUUUUUCUAUAAUAAACAUAAAUAAUAUGUACAAAAAUAAACACUUCAAAAAUAAUAUAUAUACGAUAUACUACAAAAAUAAAGAAAAAAAUGAACAUAAUUUAAUAAACGAUAUAAACAAAUUGCUAGUAGAUUAUUCCAUUGUAAAAAUAAAAACCUUUACAAAAUAUAUAUUACCUAAAGAAGUUUAUAAUAAUAAUUUUUUUUUUUUUUUAAUCCAAAACUUACACAUAAACAAAUGUGUAAAUUAUUUACCUGUCUUGUCAGAAAUAUAUAACUCCUUUUACUUUUUCUAUGAAUUUUUUUAUAAAUAUUGGGAAUCAUUUUAUUUAGAACAUGAAAAUUUUGCUACUGAAUUUCGAAUACCCACAUUUACAAAUGAAAGACGUCAAAAAUAUAUCAACACAAAUAUUUGUGAAAAAUCUGAAAAUCCCAUAAUCUAUGACCUUGAAUUUUUUGACUAUUUUAACAAUUUUCAAAAAAAUAACAAAAAAAAAGAAAAAUAUAUUUACAUAGAUGAUAUGUAUAACAAUUGGGAUGGGGGAAAAUAUUUGUUAUACAAAUAUAACAACAAUCGCUACUGCUUACAAGGGAAUAAUAAAACUGAAAUAUUUAAAAAAAAUGAAAAUGCUUUAACACAAAGAAGCAUUUCACCAACACAUAAACCUAUUUAUAUGAAAGAAAUGAAAAAAGAAAAAAAAAAAAAUAUGAAAAAAUUUUUUUUUAAUAAAUUGGAUUAUAUACUUAGUUGUAAUAUUGAUUACUUAAAAAUUUUGGAAGUACUUUAUAAAAAUUGUAUUACUAAAACUAAUUUAAUUAAAUAUUUAUUAUUUUUAAAUAACGAUUAUUAUUUUACAUAUUUCUUUGAAAAUAAUAUCAAAUUGAUCAAAACUAUUUUUAUACAAUAUUAUCAAAAAGGAUAUAUAGAUAAACAUAUCAUUUUAAAUACACAAAAAAUAACUGUUAAUGUAUCGAAUAAUUUAAUAUAUUUAUAUACUACAUAUUGUAACUUCCCAACAUAUUAUCAAUUAUGGAACACUCUUAUUAAGAAUCAGGAAAAUCAUAUUUUCAUUCCCCAACAUAGAUAUUUAUAUAAUUACAAAUAUAACGAAUAUGUGCGUUCUAUUAUUUUUAAAGUAAAUAAAUUAAUACACACAUAUGGUCAAACUUACCAAACAAAUAAAAUUAUACAAAAAAUUCGAACAAACUAUAAAAAUACCCAAAUACGAAUGAGAAAUAAAAUCUAUAACCCCACAAAUUAUUACCAUUAUAAUUAUCAUUACAAAUAUCAACACAUAUACAACACCAAUAGACAUAAUAAAUAUUUCCAUAUUAAUAAAAAAAAUAAAUUAUCCUUGUUAUCCCUUUUUAUAAACAAAAAAACUUAUGAAGAAAAAAAAAAAAAAUUAAUAAUAUUAUUAGAUAAACAGUUUUAUAAAGCAGUUAUGUGUAAAUGUCAAAAUUAUUUAAAAGGAAAAACAAAAAAUAAAAAAAUUGACAAAAAAAAUGAGCUAUUACAUAAAACAAAAGGCAAUCCACAUCACUCUAUUUAUAUCCUUAAGCAAAUAGCACAUAUUAUACAAAAUAAUGGAAAAAGUAAAACUGGAGAACUAAAAAAAUUAUUACUAAAUUUACAGGCUAAUUAUUCACCAUUUGAUAUAUACAAUUUUUUCAAAAAAUGGUUAAACAAAAGUGAAAAUGUAUCAAAAAUGUUAAUUGACACAUAUCAUGUCUCCUUAUUUUCCACAUAUAUUAAUUUAUUUUUCGCCGAUAUUUUAUUUUGUUUUUUUAUUGGGAAUUUGUAA